Messenger RNA from Portunus trituberculatus (swimming crab), 6162 nucleotides. It is a transcript of the gene kel, whose product is annotated as ring canal kelch homolog. The record is from RefSeq and is a predicted model, not a curated record. Lineage: Eukaryota; Metazoa; Arthropoda; Malacostraca; Decapoda; Portunidae. The transcript is spliced from 14 exons. Gene Ontology annotation, molecular function: protein binding. The coding region runs from base 165 to 1982 and encodes 605 amino acids.
ACGUAGCCAUCUGGCGGUGACCUUGGCGGCCUGCAUCAAAACACCCCGUCGAGCAGGAACGGGGAAGCGAGUUUCCUUGAGCAGGGCAGGCGAGCCGUGGUGACAUCACGACCUGACCCACCUGGGGACAUGAGGACCUGAAAACUCCACUCUGCACUGCCACCAUGGAUUCUGACCCUGAAAAUCUCGAUAAGCAGUUCAGCAAUCGCCUUUUGCUGCGCCAUGCCAGCCAAAACUCCCUUGAUGAGAGCUCUCAGAAACACAUUCCUCGCUCGGAGACAAAGCACAAGCUCCCUUACAGGAACCCGCAGCACUUUCCUCGGGCAUUUGAUAACCUGAACUUGAUGAGAAGGCAGAGUCAGCUGUGUGAUGUGGUCCUUGUGGCAGAUAGUAUGGAGGUGCCGGCCCACAAGAUGGUGCUGGCUUCUUGCAGUCCGUACUUUCAUGCCAUGUUCACAAGUUUUGAGGAGAGUCGGCAAGACAGGAUAGUGCUGCAGGGCAUUGAUGGAAGUGCACUGCAGCUCCUCAUUGACUAUGUGUACACAGCUGAGGUGCUGGUGACUGAGGAGAAUGUUCAGGUUCUACUGCCAGCUGCUAAUCUGUUGCAGCUGACAGAUGUAAGAGAUGCUUGCUGUGACUUCCUUCAGUCACAACUGCAUCCCACCAACUGUCUUGGUAUCCGAGCCUUUGCAGACAUUCACGGCUGUCUGGAACUGCUUUCCAUUGCAGAGAGCUAUGUGGAACAGCACUUCACUGAAGUAGUUGAGUGCGAGGAAUUCUUAUCGCUAACGUCUCAGCAAGUAACGAAGCUCAUCUCCAGUGACAGACUGACCACCCCAUCUGAGGAAAAGGUUUUUGAGUGUGUGAUGAGCUGGGUUAAUGGUGACCUUGCUAACCGGGAGCAGUAUUUGGCUGAGCUGAUGGAGUAUGUCCGUCUGCCAUUGCUCUCGCAAGACUAUCUCAUCCAGCGGGUGGAAGAGGAACCAUUGCUUAAGCAAGAUGCACAGUGUAAGGAUUACUUAAUAGAAGCCAUGAAAUACCACUUAUUGAAAGGGGAACAGAAAGCCCUCUUCAAGUCCCCUCGAACAAAACCCAGACAACCAGUGGGACUUCCUAAGGUGCUGCUGGUGGUGGGUGGCCAAGCUCCAAAGGCAAUACGUAGUGUAGAGUGUUAUGAUUUCAAGGAUGAGCGGUGGUUCCCUGUGGCCGAGAUGCCAACCAGACGCUGCAGGUGUGGUAUAGCUGUGAUCAACGGGAAAGUAUACGCAGUGGGUGGCUUCAACGGCUCGCUGCGAGUGCGGACAGUGGAUGUUUAUGACCCAGCACGUGAUUCCUGGUCCUCCUGUGCCAGCAUGGAGGCACGCAGGUCAACUCUGGGUGUAGCAACUCUCAGUAAUUGUAUUUAUGCUGUUGGUGGCUUUGACGGCUCUACAGGACUGAAUAGUGCAGAGAUGUAUGACUCAAAGGCACAUGAGUGGCGGAUGAUUGCACCAAUGUCUACCCGGAGGUCAUCUGUCGGAGUGGGAGUUGUCAGUGGUCUCCUGUAUGCUGUUGGAGGGUAUGAUGGAGCAUCCCGGCAGUGCCUGGCCUCAGUGGAGUGCUACAGUCCUGAUUCAGAUGUGUGGACAUCUGUGGCUGAGAUGUCGGCACGCAGGAGUGGAGCAGGUGUGGGUGUGCUGGAUGGGCUACUCUAUGCUGUUGGAGGUCAUGAUGGGCCACUGGUCAGGAAGAGUGUAGAGGUGUUCAAUCCAGACAAUAAUUGUUGGAGUCCUGUGGCUGACAUGAACCUAUGUCGAAGGAAUGCAGGUGUCGUGGCGCUCAACAGUCUCCUCUAUGUGGUGGGGGGAGAUGAUGGCACUUCCAAUCUUGCCUCUGUAGAAGUGUACAACCCCAAGACAGAUGUAUGGACACUACUGCCAGCUCACAUGGGCAUCGGCCGCUCCUAUGCUGGUGUCGCCAUCAUAGACAAGCCGGGUUUCUGAGAGGAGGCCGAGGGGGAGGGAGAAAAAGAAGACGGUGCAGGAUAAUGUCUGUGAUCUGUAGUCUGAGAGUCCUGCAUUUCUCCCCCUCUUUGUACAACAUCCUCUUCAGUGUGUAUUCUUUUUUUGUUUUUAUUUAUUUUUUAAUGUGUGUGUUUUUGGUGCGUGGAAUUAGUGAGGCACGUUGCUUGAAGCCUCCUGACUGUACUGUGGAGUUGGGCAGCUUUUCUUCCAAUCAUGGCAGCAACUUUGAAAAAUUCCAUAUAUUUUUUGAAAAUUUUGUGUUGGAUAGUCUAAAAUGUAUGUUUUUGUGUUGUAUUUUUUAUAUAUAUGCCUUUUCAGAGGUAUUUUUUAUUGAGCUCAGAAUUAUGGCUGGUACCAUAUUAGAUAUAGAAUCUUACAUUACACUACUGCUUUAGUUUCCUUAUAAGUCAACAGUUAGUUUAUCAGUUUUACUUGAGGGUGAUCACCUCACUCAUGACAUGCAGAGGUGAGUUCUUCAGAUAACAUUGUGAGUUUUCAUGCAACGAGAAAAGAAGAAAAAAGGAAGGCCCACUUAGGUUCCAGUCAUUAUGACAGAUAGAAACACUUAAUGGUUUUUAAAACGCCAGUGGUUACAUGAAAUGGCAGGGAAGUUUUGGUGGUAUGACUACACCAAAUCUGUGCUGUAAAAGUUCUUGCUAUAUGAAAAAUUGAUGUUAUUAACAAGUUACUUAUCUGUUAUCAGAUUAGCUACAUUGUAGUGAUAGGAAUAAUUUAUUUGGUAGUUCUUGCAUAGUCAGAAAUAUAAGUGUAAUUUUUUCCAUAGGUCUCUCAAUUUGUUGUGCAAGAAAUAACUGUGAGUACUGUUGAAGUAAUCUACAUUACUGAUUUGUUAAGUGAAAAGAGCUACUUCUCUGUGAAAAGCCUUUAGUGCCUUUGGUAGCAGCGUGUGUGGAAAGUCUUAGUGGUGACCUGAUAUAGACUUGUGGACUCUGUUCCCAGAGGAGUGCAAGGAGUCAUGUAUAACAAGAAAGGGGAAAAGGAAUGUGACCAGAUACUUAUCCAGUUCCAGUCAUUUAUAGAUUGAAAUUAUCAUACAGGUUGACUUGAUAUCGUGGCUUUGUUUAAUCUGUAGCCUCAUUUGAUUCAAUAUUUUCAGCUGACUACAAUCCCUACCUUUUAAACAUGCUAUGGCUGUGUGACUAGUUCACUGUGCAUGGCUGCAGAUGAUACUACAACCAUAGCAUCGUACUGGCUAGUUUUGAGCAGAAAAUAUUUCUUCCUUGGAUUUUUUUUAUUUUUACCCUAAUUUCAUGGUAGCUUUGGCUUUGAGGGAAGGAAGUGAUAUUUGUAGCACAAAAUGCAAAUCUAACACAUUAACAAUAGAAGAAGUGAAAGUGCUGCGAAAGCUGGACUGUGGUGCUUCUGAUAAUCUCUUGAUGUGAAGCUUAAGGCGUAAGAUUAUCAAUGUGCAAGGUAUAAAGAAGUAUUUGAAAAAGUUGAAGCAGUUCCCUGCUGACAAUGAAUCAAAGAAACAUAUGCAUACAAAAAAACAAUGAAAGAUGGAAAGAAUGAAGAUCAUGAUUAAGUAAUGAAUUACUGGAUUUGAUAGCUAAGAAGUGACAUUUAAGACAUCUGACAUGGUGGUGAUGGAACAAGCUUGGUUUAGAACAUCAACUGUGAGUAUACUCUAGAAGGGUUGCAGAGAUUUAAGAAGUGCCAAACAAUUUCAUUUUGAGUGAAAAUAUAUCAACUAAUGAGGAAUGAAAUAUAUUAGAGAUGUCAAUGAUUAAACCUCAGAUACUCUAGGGCAUUGGCUAAUGCAUAGAUGGCUCUAGAACCAAGGAUGCCAAAAUAUUGAUGUGUUUGUGUCACAGACUCACUGUCAUGUAGCACCCCACAUAAAUUAUCUGAUUUGCAGAAGGGUAUUUUUUACUGUGCUAAGAGCUGUUAACAUGUUAUUAAUAAUGUGUAUUCCCACUGCAAAUCUGUAAAAUUCUAUUCAUGUGAGACAGGAAAGCCGAAAAUGCAUUUGUGAUAGUACUAGAACAACAAAAUUCUGUGGUGGCUUUACUAUGGAAAACAAUAUUAAACAAAGAGGGCUGAUAAAUAAUAUCCUUAGAUGGGGAUGGUAUCAUUUGAAAACAGAUUUUUUAGAUUUUUAGUUCAGAGCUCAUAGAAGACCGAUUUUUAUAAUGAUGCCUUAAAGAUUUGUUUGUAUCAUCUUUUUUCAUAUACUGUAUUACUGUACUUUUAUAGCACAACUUCCCUGUAUUAAUAUCUUUGUACAGUUAUUUCUCGAUUUAUGCAUGUUUAGAAUGUGUGAUUUUGGAAUAACACGAGGUAAACAAAUUGUAAUUUUUCCAGAGUAGUACAUGGAUUAUUUAGAAUAACACGAUGUCAAGAAAAUCAAGUUGCACAGCUGGAAGACUAAGACAAAUAUUUUCAAGAUGCUUUGCUGGUAUGGCAAGUCUUGAGAAUUACAAGAUUCUAUGAGAUGUUUAUUUAGGUUGCUAUACUUGUCAUCAUAGCUGAUUGCAGCACAGAGGUGCCUCACCUCCAAGGACAGCUUGUGAUGCAUGAUAACUGUUGUCAGGAAGGUCAGUGUAUGCUGUCUUGCUGUCAGUUAGAUGUCAUUACUAUAGCAAUGAUGAUCCUUUGUUUUAUUCCAGCUGAGAGGUGAACAAAAGCAUUUGAUACUGGAUUCAUGUUGCAGGGAGCAUGGCAUGCUUUGCUCUCAAAUGCAGGGCUGGGUCUGGAAUGGAUUAAUCCAUUUUACAUUGAAUCCUGUGGUGAAAAUGGAACCUCAAACAGUGUACAGUUUAGUUCAAUAAUUAUGUUCAUUUUAUUCAAUUUUUUUUUCAUUUUGUGAUCACUUCUGGAAUGUAUCUCUUGCAUAAAUCGAGAAAUCCCAGUACAAGAACAUUUCAAAGUGAACCUCUUCUGAUGCCAGGUUGAACAGAAAUUUGGGCCAUGAGUUUUAGAAAAUUAGUUUUUCAGUGUUGUGUUCUUUGAAGAUAAACAUAUUUCAGUCCUUUUUUUUUUUUUUUUUUUUUUUCAGAUGAAAACUAAUGUUUAGAGAUGUGUGAUGGUAAUGUGUGUUGUUUAUAUUGAUGAAAAUUCUUGUACAGGAAAAUUAUCAGAAAAUUUUGUAUUUGAUAGUUAUUCUAGUUGGUGGUUGAAAAUAUACAAUAUAAGAAAUAUAGUAAUGGAUGGGUUCUAUCAAUGAAAAAUCUUAUUUUGAGAAGUUAUCAGAAAAUUUUGGAUAUGAUUAUAACCAUAAUUGUUGGAUCUCUUUCCUCCUGGAAUGUCCAGUCUCUUGGGUCUUGGCUGGCUACAUUGCUCAUAGAUUGAGGUAUUUGUUAAUAGUUGUCACUGGAAAGUGAUGCUCCUAAAAAAUUGCUGCCAUUGCUGAAAGUUCAAGAUGAAUGCUGAUCCUUUAUACUUUGUAAAAUAAGUUUGAAUAUAAUUUAUCAGAUUUAGAAUCAGAAACUGAAUAGUUUGUUUAUUUGGGAUGAUAAGAAUGUGUUGAAUUUGAUGAAAAUUUAUCUUGUACAUAUAUGUACUUGUUAUGGCCAUAGCUGGCGGCAUAAUGAAAAAAAUUACCACAGUAACCGAUAAAUUGAUAAUGAUAACCUUAUCGGCAUUAACAAUAACUGGUAAUAGAUUUAUUGCCCAGUUACUGAAAAAGAUAAAUUGAUAAAUCCAAAGUUCCAAUGCUAGCAAUAACAAUAUUCAUAUUUUAGGUAAAAAAAGAUAAAUCCAAACUUAUUUCUAUCUUUAAGAAAACUUUCAAAAAUCUUAGAGAAAUUUAGUUCAAUGUUUAUCUUGUCUUUUCACUGAUGAAAAAUAGUUUUUGAUAAAACAACGAUCUAUAUUCAGUUUUGAAAUUUUGAAAUUACAACAUGCUCAUGUUCCAAACUAAUAUUAACGAGUAUCACUAGUUUGGAAUAAAAAAUAUUGACGAUGCCAUUGAUUUGGUAACUCAAGAAAUAAUAGUUAUUGGAUAAGGGAUAAUCCAAUAUUGUUAUCGCAAUAAUGCUCACCUGUGGUUAUGGCCGUGUUGGAAGAAAAACCUGUAUGAUUUAUUCCAAGGAAGUGCCAUCCUCCAAACAUGAUUUUUGUUAGUUGGCCUUGCAUUAAUGAUAUUACAUGCUCACUUUAUAUAUUUAUUUAACUAUGUAUUACAAUGUGUAGGAAA